UUUGUCCCCACAUACCACUCGUCAACACAACCAUAAUUGCUAACUAAUCUCGCAUCAUGCACAGUGUAUUUUAGUUUGUUCAAGAAAAAAUCGUUCAGAAACACGAUAAAAUCGGAGAAAAUUCGAUAUAAAACCCCCUGUAGAAACGGAUUAUUGUUUGACAAUCUUAUUCAAACACAUGAUUGAUACAUUGGAGGAGAGAUUGAAAGUCACAUGGAGGGUGGGUAUGGGUGGGGGAUCCUCCUUGCUAUCACUUUCUUUCGUUGUUUUUCUCUAUUUUUCUGUUUACAAAACACUUCAUACCGUUAUUGUUUAGAUUUAUCCUCUUGUUUUCUAGCUUCACCUUCACCCUCCCUAUACUUUUGCCUCAACGAUCGACUUUGACUAUUUACAGUUCAACUAUUUAACCCGGCAGGAACUGCACUUUUCUUCUAUUGCUUCUUUCAUUUUGAAUCAAAAGUGCGCUCCCAACGUCUUACCAAUCCCCGUGAAUCCCCUUCCUCCUUCACAGGCUCCCAACAUUCAUUCCCCUUCCACUCUUCUGCGCAAAUAAAAACCCUCCCCGCAGCUUGGAAUUCCUUCUUCCUCUCCCACCAUGUGCAACAUCCACUACAUUCCCCUGACAGAGAUCCAGCACUAAAGCAACCAAGCUCAAAAGCAGAAACCAUAAAGGUACAGUCUUUCUUCCUUUCUCUCCAUUCCCCAUCAUCACACCUUCAUCUCUACGUUAAGCAACCCCGUCCAAAAUGGAACACCAUGAUCGGUUGUAGCUUUCUCUGUUUCAGGUUGUAUCCAGACAGAUCAUGCAGCAGUUCCUGACGACCAACCUCUUGUCCCUGCUGCUGCUAUGCAGCCACCUCGUUCUGAACAAUGCUGAUGCAGGGUCAGACAAGGGAGCUCUCCUCGGGUUCAAAUCCGGAAUCUCGAAAGACACGACGGGAAUCCUCUCCACCUGGGUAGCAACCACUGACCAUUGCACGGAAUGGGAAGGCGUGCAGUGCGAUCCGACCACCGGAAGGGUGACUUCUCUGCUCAUACAGGCGCCGCCGGACGGCUACAUGGAGGGAACUCUGUCGCCUUCUCUCGGCGGACUGACGUCGCUGGAGGUUCUUGUCAUCACCGGGACGAAGCACAUUGCAGGUCCGAUCCCUCCAGCAAUCUCCAACCUCACCAGGCUGAGUCAGUUGAUCAUCGAGGACUCUUCGCUCGCCGGCGCUAUCCCUCCGGGGUUAGGCCGGCUGACUCGUCUGGCAUCCGUCUCCCUUGCCGGAAACCGCCUCAGUGGUUCGAUUCCUCCGUCCAUUUGGGAUCUCCCUAACCUCCAGCUACUCGGGUUAGCUCGAAACUCCCUCACCGGCGCCGUUCUUGUCCCAAAAUCGUCCCGCCGUCCAAUUCUGCAGUCUAUCGAUCUCAGCCACAACUUAAUUUCCGGCCAAAUCCCUACCGCAUUCCGAAACCUCACCUUCCUCGACCUCUCGUACAACCGCUUCACAGGCCAGCUCCCGCCGUCUCUGUUCACUCUGCAGAAUCUACAGGAUCUCUCACUAGACCAUAACCAGCUCUCCGGGAAGCUUCCUGCCAGCAUGGCCGGACUGAAAUCGCUUGCUCGUCUCUCCCUGAGCUCCAACCGGCUUUCCGGAGGAAUUCCACCUUCCAUUUCAACUCUGCAGAAGCUUUGGUACCUUAAUCUGUCCAGCAACGGAUUCUCCGGCCAAUUGCCGGGCAUGGCAGGGCUGCCCUCGUUGGUGUCGAUAGAUCUGUCCUUCAACAACCUCAGUUUAGGGACGGUGCCUAACUGGAUUAAGGACAGGCAGCUCUCCGACGUCCGACUAGCUGGCUGUGGACUGAAGGGAAGACUUCCGGUGUUCAGUCGACCGAACUCUCUCAUGUCUCUUGAUCUCUCCCAUAACUCAUUCGAAUUGGGAAUCUCCGGCUUCCUGACCAACGCCUCCAGCUUGCAGAGCCUCGAUCUCUCCGGCAACCAGCUUACAUUCGACCUCAAGGAGAUUACAUUGCCGCCGGGGAUCUCUUCCGUUCAACUCGGGUCUAACCGCAUCACCGGCUCACUCUCUGCAAUACUCAACAACAGCAGCAGAAUAAGCUUUCUGGAAGUUCUGGACGUGUCGAGGAAUCGGAUCUCGGGGCCCAUACCGGAUUCAAUCACGAAUCUGACCGGACUGAAGAGACUGGAUGUAGCGAGGAACAGAGUAUCCGGAACAAUUCCGUCGAGCUUGGGGAAGCUCAUCGAUCUUCAGUGGAUUGACGUGUCCGUCAACUUGUUGGCCGGCAAAAUCCCGAGUAGCUUGCUGGGAGUGAAGCGGCUGAGACAUGCCAACUUUAGGGCCAACAGACUCUGCGGAGAGAUUCCACAAGGGAGGCCUUACAACAUCUUUCCGGCGAGCGCUUAUGCUCACAACCUCUGCCUCUGCGGUAAACCUCUGCCGCCGUGCCGGGUGAGGGAAUGAAGAUAUCGGCCAGCGAUCGUGCUGACUAGAUGAGAAAGUAAACAUAUUACUGUUAGCUUGAAACAGCUGAUUUAAUGGAGGCAAACCAACCUUAGUUACCCCAUUGCUAUAGAUUGUAGUAGCUUCUCUUUUACCUGCGAGAUAUAAAGCAGUAUUCUUUUGCUGUGAUGGAACAACAUUCUUGCACGAGAUUUUUAGGGAGAACCAUAUACUAACCACCAUUGCCAUAAUUGGUACAAGCAAAACCCACAUUCCGAUUGGUUGAGGUAGAACAAAAACCAACAGCAACUUAUACCCAAUUCAGCACACAUGAUAAACUAAAGAUGAUACC
Molecule: messenger RNA, 2796 nt
Organism: Linum trigynum
Lineage: Eukaryota; Viridiplantae; Streptophyta; Magnoliopsida; Malpighiales; Linaceae
Source: the annotation of a GenBank genome assembly